This is a messenger RNA of Gymnodraco acuticeps, 5997 nucleotides long. It is a transcript of the gene xkr7b, whose product is annotated as XK, Kell blood group complex subunit-related family, member 7. The record is from RefSeq and is a predicted model, not a curated record. Gene Ontology annotation, cellular component: plasma membrane. Bases 1 to 1245 code for a protein of 414 amino acids. Gene Ontology annotation, biological process: apoptotic process involved in development; phosphatidylserine exposure on apoptotic cell surface; engulfment of apoptotic cell. The transcript is spliced from 4 exons. NCBI's taxonomy places the organism in Eukaryota, Metazoa, Chordata, Actinopteri, Perciformes, Bathydraconidae.
AUGGGUAUCGAGAACCGGUACAUCCACGCCCUCUACCUGGGAGCCCAGAGCCGCUGGCACAGGAGUGGGCCGCUCCACCACUUCCACUGGCGGCUGAUGUUCGAGAGCGCCGACAUCACCAUGCUGCGCCUCCUGGAAGCCUUCCUGAAGUCCGCCCCGCAGCUCGUCCUGCAGCUCAGCAUCAUGAUCCACGGGAACAUCGUGCACCCUCUGCAAGGUCUCUCGGCUUCGGCCUCCCUGGUCUCUCUGGCCUGGAUGAUCGCCUCGUACCAGAAGGUUCUCCGAGACUCCCGCGACGACAAGCUGUCGAUGUCUUACAAGGCCGUGAUCACCCAGAUGCUGUGGCACUUCUUCACCAUCGGGGCGAGGACUGUGGCCUUUGCCCUCUUCGCCUCCGUCUUCCAGCUCUACUUUGGCAUAUUCAUCGUCAGCCACUGGUGUGUCAUGACCUUCUGGAUCAUCCAAGGUGAGACCGACUUCUGCAUGUCCAAGUGGGAGGAGAUCAUCUACAACAUGGUGGUGGGCAUCAUCUACAUCUUCUGCUGGUUUAAUGUCAAAGAGGGCCAGAGUCGCUUUCGUAUGACCGUCUACUACUCUGUGACGCUGGCAGAAAACGUGGCGCUGACCGCCGCCUGGUACACGUACCGCGGCCAGCAAACCUCCGACUCCUCCGCCCUGGUGGUGGUGUGCCUGGUGGCCUGCAGCUUCGCCCUGGGAACCUUCUUCAUGUUGGUGUACUACUGCUGGCUGCACCCUGAUGGGCCAGUGCUGGGCACGCAGUGGGGAGGGUGUGUGGAUGAGGGUGUGGUGGGUGCGGGGAGCGUAGUGGGAGUCAUUGAUUCUUGCAUCACCCCAUCCCAAGGGUCGCAAACCGACAUGGUUAUUACCAGCCCUCCGAGGACCCUCCCCAGGACUAAAGACACGGGGGAGCCGGUUCCAGGGGAGAGAGACAAGGACAGAGAUAGGGACAGUUGCCUUCCUGUCUUCCAGGUACGUCCUUCCCCUUCAUCCUCUCCUGCACUCCUUCACAGGACCUCCUCAUCAUCCCGCGCCCAAGAAGGCCCUGUGAUCCGGAUUGACCUACCGAGGAAGCGAUACCCAGCCUGGGAUGCACACUUUAUUGAUCGGCGCCUCCGGAAGACCAUUCUGAUAUUGGAGACCACGUCAGCUGUCAGCCCCAGGAUACAGUACAGGUGUAGCAUGAUGGGCAGCAAAGAGGUGUUAGAAUAUGAGACAACUGUCUAAGCCAGCAGGGGCUUUAAACUUAAAAGUGAAUUCUGGGACCAAGGCUCAGCCGAGAGAUCAGUUCUCAUCCCAGGACAACCUAUGCCAGGAGCAGCAUGUUAAAGGAGACACAGAGUGUCGGGCAACUCUUCAUUCAAAAAAGAGGUUGUCAAAACUUGAUUGUAAAAUGUGAGGCGCAAUCUGGGACCAAAGCUCUCCCCCUUAGGGCGCAGUCCAGGAGUACGUAGCAUGAAUGAGUCGUAGGAAGUAAAUGGAGAAACACUGAACUGGGAUAAUCUUUGGUGAGAAAUGUAAUCUCUCAUCCUGGGACCAAGGAAUGUUAGAUUUAGUUUCAUCCUGCAUGGUCAGAACAAGGAGUAAAAGGACUUGAGAGCGAUGAAGUUGUGGAGUUUGAUAUAUCUGAGAAACAGUUUGCUGCAUGAACAUGAGCCGUGGGCCACAGAGAGCCUGCAGAGACUUACCAGGGAACUCUGAGAGGCUUUGCACGGGACAUGCAAUCAUUUGGUUUGAUGACAACUCAGACAAUGACCUACAUUUGGGGCUCACUACCCAAUAUAAUAUAUACCCAAAACAUAUUGCUUUAGAUGUCUUGUUUCAACCACAUUUAGCCCAGUUUUAGCCAAGGCGUCUAGAUUUCUUUGUACCUCCAAAUUUAUAAUUCAAUGUCAAUUGAGUCUAUAGAUUUUGUAUCAAUAAUUGUUGUUAUUUAGCAAGGAGAGAGGGAUAACAUUUUACAUUUGUGUACCAUCCUGUUUCAAACGGUUGCAUGUCCCUCGCAAACUUCGGUAACAAACCUACAAGCAUUCUGUUGGUGGUGUCUAAAGAGAAAUGUACUCUUUUACAUUUAACUUUAGUCUCAUGACACCAAGAGAACCCAUUAAAUAUACUGUAGGCUCACAAGUCCAUAUGGUUUCUGAAAAAGCCUGAGAUUCAAGUGAUAAUGGUCACCCAUCCAUAUGUGAUUGAAAAAAAAAGCCAUCGCAAAAGUCCUACUGUUUGCAUCCCAGCUGCUCUGUCCCCACAACCUGAGAAAGGACUUGUUUGGGAAUAUAAAUCUGGUCUGGAUGUAAAGUGGAUGACUUCUGCAUUGGCUCCCAUCAUAUGGCAUGCUGUAACUCACCACAAACAGGCCUGUGAUGUAUAGUAGAAUAAAUACAGAUGUCAGAUAUAAGCUAUUAUAAUAAGCUGUAGUUAGGUGAUGAAUGACGUUUGGAUGAAGAAGCUUCAUUUACUCGUUAGAGUCUAAAUGUCGUCCAUUUUUCUUGGAAAACAUUUAAUGUAAAGGUAUGAAGGGAAUCAUGAACAACCUCAUUAUGCUAUGAAAACAUUUUCCAGUGUUUUGUUUUUGGACAGAACAGAAGCUGAUGAAAUUAGCUUAUAACCAUGUCAACAAACCUUGAGGACUCGAAAGGUUUGUUAAAACGUGGAUACAUCCUAACAGCACUAGGAUUCAUCUAGUAAGCAGUUAACACAAGGAAAUUGAUAACAACAGCUCAAAGAACCAGGAUUGCUUUUUAAACGCUAGCAAGUUGGCAAAAGCUGCUAUAUGUUGUUACAGAUAGAAAGUUGACAAUGGUUUGCUCUUCUUGAGAGAUGACAUUGUUUACAAAACGAAAACCAUAUACAGGCCUUUGACUCAACGUCGAUAUUGGCAGAUUCAGGUUUGAGUGACAUAAUCUGUCAACUGACUGAAAAAUUAUAUGAGAAACCAUCUUGGCUCCUUUUAAACUGUGAUUGAAAGGGUUAGGGUUGUGAUACCCUGAAGAGAGGAGCCACAACUUGAACUAAUUCAGUGGAGCUUAUCUGCAACUAACUUCAGAGGUUGAAGUUUAAAAAUGUGAAUGUGUUACUAUUUGAAAGCAGCUACAUAGAGGUGCUGAGAAAGUCAAGCAUGGUCAGCACCAGUAGUGAAGGAACACACAAAACGCUAGCCUCAAUGCUAAUGUGUCCUCUCUCAUAUUACACAUCAGAUUUCUCUUUGGCAGUCUCUCUUUGAAGUUAUUCUAAAAUACAUUAUUUUCUUUAAAAGCCUUUAGCGUUAGUCUGUGCAUUUAAGGUGACUUGUGAUUUGUUAUGGUGUGGGAGUUCUUUAAGUCCAUCCCAGAAACAUUUAAACCAAUGUUGUGAUUGUUUUAGAUAAAGGCAGCAGAAGGUGUUAGCAUUUUUAGCAAUGCACUCAAAAGCAUUUCUCCCAAGAGCAUUACAUUCCCCAUGUGAUCCUGGUUUUAUCUCAAAAAAGCAUGUUCAUCUAAACACGUUUGAAGAUGCAUUGGACAGUGUAUGAUUUCAGUUCAUGAAAUUAUUUGUUUAUUAAACUUAGUUGCUGAAUUACCAAGAUUCUUACAUCACAUACCAUCAAGCAUUUAGAAGAUGCCAAUGUUCAGGGGGUUACCACUUCAGGGUUGACUGACACGAGCACAAAUCCCAAAAUAUUAAAGCACAGUCAUAACAACCUGCUAUCAAGUACAAUGACUACAAAUGGCAUUACAACUUAAAUAUUGACACUUCCCUUACCCUUUUUAAACUUGGUGCAGGCUUACCAUCAACAUUUUAAGUGCAAAAACUAAGAAAAUCAGCUCAACAACAAGCACGUAUAAAUCUGUUCGCCAACUCCGACCUGACGGCGAAUAACAAGAACAUGAUUUGGGCAACGUAGUUUACUUUUUUGGGUCAUAAAGUUCUCAAAACUCAAACAGUGCGGUAUCCAGUGCGGGUGUAAUUAUCCCUUUAAUGCUGAUGAUGCGUAUGUAUAUUUUGAUGUGUCAAAGACUCCCAAGCAAAGCAUUUUCAAACGUAUGUACUUGAGGUUAAUGAGAAGAACAAAUCACUAAGCAGUGUUUCCACUACAUGGUAUGGCUCUACUUAUCCACUCACUUAUUUUUGGUUUGCCAUAAGGAAAGUUGAAGACAAUACUUGGUACCAGCUCAGCCGGGGUUUCAUGCAUACGGCAAUAAAAGUUGACGUUACAUAAUUGAAGACCACUGAUUGGUUUGAAAGAAACAGCACUAGCAUGUUGCAACAAAGUACCGUCAUAGCAAUCCUCUUUUUUUCACUCAAUCGAAAUUCAAUGAGUCUCCCGUGUGUCACUACGGACAACAGCUGAUCUACAAAACUAAAAACAAAACGCCUCGCUCCAAAAGUGAGUCAAGUUGAGUCGAAUUGAGCCAUAGCAUGCAUUGGAAACGGGGUUUGAGAGCAGUUUGUAUACUUGCUUUUUAACAAGCGGCUGUGAUGCAAGCAGGGUUGAGGUCGGACAUGAUAAUUAUUUAUAUACUUACCUACAUGAUUUUAAAUCUACCUCGGGAAUUAAAACGUGUAUGUGCUAGGUGUGAAUCAUCCCCAGCUCACAGAACAUAAUAAAUAACAAAUAAAGGAUGCUACUCAACAGUUAAUAUUCUUUUAGAUUGUCUUCCAAACCUGCUGCCCUGCCUGCACUGUUCAUGUUUCCAAUUGAUGCUUUAAAGGAUCACUGGGUAUACAGUGUGACCAUUAUGCAAACUUGAGCAUUGUUAGAAGCAAGUGUAUAAACGCUCUGUCCCUCAACACGUUUGUGGAUGUUAUUCCCAAUGAAGGCAAGGACAAAAGGUCUAGAGUAUAAGCUCUCCUCACACAGAUGUGGGUCUCCUUUGCAGGGAAACUGGUGUGUCAUUUUGACUCUGCUUGGUGGUAACGGGAAUAUCAGAAAUCAGGAUAACAAAUAAAAAAUGAAUAUUGGUAAUAACUUGGUAAUUAUAGUUGUAUUAUCCUGACUGUGUUGUGUCCUACCUGAACUUGUGGAUGUUGAUACAGUGGUGACAGUCACUGCAAUGUUAAUGGUGCUGAAAACAACGCCUCUAUGUCGACACUGAUUAUGUCAUGUCAAACAUGAUAAUGUACAGAUAAUGCAUAUGUGAACUACCCAGUCUGAGGCCAAGGGCGAAGCUUCUCUUUCUCUGAUUGGAUAAUAAAUCAGUCCUUUGUCGUUGAGGUAAAAUAACCGUUAAAAGUGGUGCGCUGGUUAUACUGUAUAUCAACUUGAGCAAAAACAUGUUAAAAAGUAAGUGAGUUCAAAACUCAAAUCAUCUUUUAUUAAUUGAUGCAAGUAUUUAUGUUUAUUUUUGUAUUUGUUUUAUAUCUAUGUAUCUAUUGUUUACUCACUCGGUGGCCAUGUCUUUGGUAUGACUCUUAUAUUAAGAUGUAAAAACUGAAAAUAGAUUUUUUUUUAACUCAUUCUAUAUAUCUGUAUAUACCAGAGUGGCGCUAUACUAGGAUGUGUAUGUAUGAGUAUGUGUGCUUUGGUUUGUAUGUAUGUAUUGUAUGUACAGUAUGAGGAUGUGCUCUAAGUUCUUUUGAUAAUGCUGCUUAAACAUCCUCUGAGUGAUCGAGCAGAAAAAUAAACCAGUGGUGAAAAUAUCUAUGACGCUGUUAUAAAAAAACAAAAAAACUCAGCAAGCUGUGCUGAUAACUGUAGAUGGGAACAAAACUGUAGUAAACAUGGCUGAACAGCCGUCGAAAUACACGCUGUGUCUGCGUUUUCUGUCACGGCCAGAGAUGGGACAGUAAUUACUCAAUAAAUUGAACUUGUACGUUUACUACAUUGUUACCUAUUUGGCUUUUGAUAAUGUAACAUUUGAAUCCAAUGAAAGGAGUAUUGUGUGAGGAUUUGCAAUUGGGAAAACAAUUGGCACAUUUCGUGACUUGCAAAAUUAACUAAAUGUGUUGUAAAUGUGUUGUUUUUGUUAUUAUGUUGAUAAAAGAAACGUGCUUUGGGCA